AGUGAGUGAGUGAGUGAGUGAGUGAGUCACUUGGCAUUUAAGAUGGAUAAUGUCCUGGGUCUCUGAGGGGCUCAGAGUGAGUGUAACUAGCCCAUAGAGGGAUAAUGUGUUACAGAUACUACACCAUCUCAGAUAGAGGAGAGAUUCACAUUUGUACUGAGAAGACUGACUGUGGGGGGGUAUUUUUGUUGGGUUUUUUUUGUUCUCAUUAGGAUGAAGUGGCUGUUGUGUUUGAAUCUGGCCUGCCACAUAUUUUAUUGUGGGGUUCUGAUUUAAUUGGUAAGAUUAUGUGGGAUUUUGUUGUGUGGGGAAUUUUGGGUUUAAGAAAGGAAUAUGCUGAGAAGAGGCUUGUUAUAUCCAUUUUUAUCUUCUCUUUUCUACUGAUAUACAGUGUUCUGUGUACUAAAAGGUCAUAUCCAAUAAUAAUAAUAAUUAUGUCAUUGUCAUGAAUGGCCCCCUCCUGGCGUCCCGGUUUCCGUGGUUUCCCGGUCAUAUCUGUUUUCCUUUGCUUCCUUGCUGUUCUUUGGUUUAGUUUUCACCGCCCCUCGUCUGCUCCUUCCUUCCGGUCCAUGUUCACCUGAAUCUGUUUAUUGCCAACUUGUCCUGGUUAUCUGAGCCCUGUGUUUGGGUUUCUAUGUUGUCGGUUAUGUUGUCCGUAAAUCACGUUCCUUCUGUUAUUAUAGGUUCCUUCUGUUAUUAUAGGUUACUUCUGUUAUUAUAGGUUUCUUCUGUUAUUAUAGGUUCCUUCUGUUAUUAUAGGUUACGCUCCCAGUACUGUCGUCACCCUUGCUUUCACUAGUUCAUGUAAUAGUUGUUUGCUAGUUCAUGUAAUAGUUGUUUGUCUAGUUCAUGUCAUGCCUUGCUGCAGUGUUUUCUCCAGGCCUCUGCUUAUUUUGCCCUUCGUGUUUGUGGUUCCCUCGUUAAUAAACUGCAUAUGCACGCUGCCUCUCGUCUACUUGGGUUGGAACCGUUUGUCUUAUACACAUUUAUGACGUCCGAGUGGUCAUUAAUUACUCUGUAGUGAGGCUGGAAGUUCUCAGUGGAAUCUGGUUGUGUCCUGCUGUAAAGGACACCUAGAUAGCUCACUCAUAGAUAGCUCACUCAUAGAUGGCUCACUCAUAGAUGGCUCACUUAAUGUUUGAAUACAGUUUUCAUAUGAUGAAGAACCUGUUUGCUUCCUUCUUCUAAUGUAAGAGCACUGCAGUGAUUAUUCUUACUGUUUCUUGUAUCUUUAUUUCCUCUGCAUGGCCUUUAUUUAACAUAAAAUGUAAAUGAUCCAUUGUUAUGUAACCAGCAAUGCUAAUAGACAUUUACUGCUAUUCUUUUACUGCUAGGUUGUGUUCUGUGUUUAUUAUACAAAAUAAUCUGUUUAUUUAGGACUCCUAUAUUUUUCUUACAAUGUAGAAUAUGCAUUAAUAGAACUAUUAAUGUGAUCUAAUGUAAAAUUGGUUGUACUGCUGCUAGGAGGUGGUAUUCAUAGUUUAUUUUUGUUUAUUAUUAUUAUUAAACUGCAUCAUGUAGUUUUCUGAUGUACCAAAUACAGGUAAACAAAUACAUUUUCUUUCCACAAUACUUGAAACACAUGCCCAGCAUUCAGCCAUUAAGAAGAUUCUUUGUCAUAUGCACAUGUCAUGGACGUCCACACACACAUGUUUACUGUGAGGCUUAUUAUCUAAAUUACAAUCAUCUGUAAGUUAGAUCUACAAAGUGGUUUAAGUUCCGAAGUGUUUCAACGUGCCGACAUAGUGAUUUACUCUCAGCGCGACCGCAAAACAAGUCCGUGUAGGAGGGACUGUGAUUCCCAUUGUUUGUAUAGUCUAUGAUUGGAUGCAGAAAAAAAAUGAUGGACAGCUACGUUUUGGCUGCAGAUAGUCUUAAUAAAAAAUGACCGACAUAAGAAAGCUGUUGUGUAAUUGUCUUCAUGUGCUCCACUUUCCCACUGGUGUUCCUGUAGUCUCUCCCAUCUCAAGAAAACGAAAGUAUUUUCUGAACUGUUUGGGAGGAAAGUUGAAAGUUGGGCGGAUUGGAGAUACGCGCGUUUAAAAUAUUUCACGCGGGGGGAGCCAGAGAGCGGCAAUUCCAGCACCCAGCUGUGUGUCUAUGAAGAGUGAAUCAUCUCCAGCACCCAGCUGUGUGUCUAUGAAAAGUGACAGGUCCAUGGAUAAGUCUAUUAACUUCAGUAGUGGACCUGUGCCCUCAGUCCUAUGCGGGGGGAGCCAGAGAGCGGUAAUUCCAGCACCCAGCUGUGUGUCUAUGAAGAGUGAAUCAUCUCCAGCACCCAGCUGUGUGUCUAUGAAAAGUGACAGGUCCAUGGAUAAGUCUAUUAACUUCAGUAGUGGACCUGUGCCCUCAGUCCUAUGCGGGGGGAGCCAGAGAGCGGCAAUUCCAGCACCCAGCUGUGUGUCUAUGAAGAGUGAAUCAUCUCCAGCACCCAGCUGUGUGUCUAUGAAAAGUGACAGGUCCAUGGAUAAGUCUAUUAACUUCAGUAGUGGACCUGUGCCCUCAGUCCUAUGCGGGGGGAGCCAGAGAGCGGCAAUUCCAGCACCCAGCUGUGUGUCUAUGAAGAGUGAAUCAUCUCCAGCACCCAGCUGUGUGUCUAUGAAAAGUGACAGGUCCAUGGAUAAGUCUAUUAACUUCAGUAGUGGACCUGUGCCCUCAGUCCUAUGCGGGGGGAGCCAGAGAGCGGCAAUUCCAGCACCCAGCUGUGUGUCUAUGAAGAGUGAAUCAUCUCCAGCACCCAGCUGUGUGUCUAUGAAAAGUGACUGGUCCAUGGAUAAGCCUAUUAACUUCAGUAGUGGACCUGUGCCCUCAGUCCUAUGCGGGGGGAGCCAGAGAGCGGCAAUUCCAGCACCCAGCUGUGUGUCUAUGAAGAGUGAAUCAUCUCCAGCACCCAGCUGUGUGUCUAUAAAAAGUGACUGGUCCAUGGAUAAGCCUAUUAACUUCAGUAGUGGACCUGUGCCCUCAGUCCUAUGUGACCAGAAGAAGCCUGUAAACAUUUCUAAAGAAAAGCUGGAGUCAGUGUUCAAGGAGCUGGAGGACAAAAUCAUCUCUCUGGUGAAGAAUGAGCUGAAGAGAUUUAAGAGUCUACUGAGUCCAGAUUACCCAGCAUGCCCUGAGAGACAGGUGGAGGAUGAGGGGGUGCUGAAGAUUACACUGCACUUCCUGAGGAACAUGAACCAGACAGACCUCGCUAACACACUACUGACCAAACUGGCCCCUGCUUGCCACAGAAAGCUCAAAUCCAAACUGAGGAACAAAUGUCAGAAGAUUCAUGAAGGAAUCUCACAGCAGGGAACCACAGCACUUCUGAAUGAGAUCUACACAGAGGUCUACAUCACAGAGGGAGGGAGUGGAGAGGCCAAUAAUGAACAUGAGGUGAGACAGAUUGAGGCAGCAUGCAGGAGACCAGAAACACAGGAGAUACCCAUCAAAUGCAAUGACAUCUUUAGACCCUUACCAGGACAAAACAAAGCCAUCAAAACUGUGCUGACUAAAGGAGUGGCUGGAAUUGGUAAAACAGUCUCUGUGCAGAAGUUCAUACUGGACUGGUCUGAAAGAAGAGCAAAUCAGGAUGUUCUCUUCAUAUUUCCACUUCCUUUUAGGGAGCUGAAUUUGAUGAAGGAGAAAAAGUUCAGUCUGGUGCAGCUUCUUCAUUGCUUUUUUCCAGAAACAUGUGAAUUAAAACCCAAAUAUUAUACAAACUACAAAAUACUGUUCAUCUUUGAUGGUCUGGAUGAGUGUCGACUUCCUCUAGAUUUCAAGAACUAUGAGAGAUUGUGGGAUGUAACAGAGGUGACCUCAGUGGAUGUGCUGCUGACAAACCUCAUCAAGGGGAAUCUGCUUCCCUCUGCCCUACUCUGGAUAACCUCUCGACCAGCAGCAGCCAAUCAGAUCCCUCCUGAGUGUGUUGACCAGGUAACAGAUUUACGAGGCUUCAAUGACCCUCAGAAAGAGGAAUAUUUCAGGAAGAGAAUCAGUGAUCAGGGCCUGGCCAAUAGAAUCAUCACACACAUGAAGUCAUCAAGAAGCCUCUACGUCAUGUGCCACAUUCCAGUUUUCUGUUGGAUUGCAGCCAGAGUUCUAGAGACAAUGUUAGGUGAAGCAGAGAGUGGUGAGAUCCCCAAGACUCUGACUCAGAUGUUCACACACUUCCUGAUCUUUCAGAUCAAACACACGGACCAGAAGUAUGGACGAAGUACAAAAAGACAAAGUCUCUCUCACCCAAACCACCUGAGAGAGCAUGUUUUGGCACUGGGAAAACUGGCUUUCCAACAGCUGGAAAAAGGCAACCUGAUCUUCUAUGAGGAAGACCUGAGAAAUAGUGGCAUUGAUGUCAGAGAAAUGUCAGUGUAUUCAGGAAUGUGUUCUCAGAUCUUCAGACAGGAGUUUGAGCUCCAGCUGGGGAAGGUGUUCAGCUUUGUACAUCUGAGUGUUCAGGAGUUUCUGGCUGCUGUAUAUGUGUUUAUGUCCUUCAUCUCCACCAACACCAAUGUGCUACAACAGAAACACCCUGGAUUUUUCAGUAUUUCCAAAACCCCAAUGUCUGUCUUCCUCAACAGUGCAGUGGACAAGGCCUUACAGAGUCAAAAUGGACACCUGGACCUUUUCCUCCGCUUCCUUCUGGGUCUCUCACUGGAGUCCAAUCAGACUCUCUUACGAGGCCUAAUGACACAGACAGGAAGAAGCUCUCACAGCAAAGAGGAAACAGUCAAGUACAUCAAGAAGAUGAUCAGGAAGAAACCCUCUCCAGAGAAAUCCAUUAAUCUGUUCUACUGUCUGAAUGAACUGAAUGAUCAUUCUCUAGUGCAGGAAGUCCAAACAUACCUAUGCAGAGGAGGUGACCAUCGUCUCCAUGGAGCCAGACUCUCUCCUGCUCAGUGGUCAGCUCUGGUGUUUGUGUUGCUGAACUCUGAAGAGGAGCUUGAUGAAUUUAUCCUGAGGAAAUAUGACCCAUCAGAGGAAUGUCUGCUAAGACUGCUGCCAGUGGUCAAAGUAUCCAGAAAAGCCAUACUAUCUGGCUGUGGUCUCACUGAAGAGUCCUGCAAAUCUCUCACAUCAAUUCUACAAACAGAAAACUCACUGAGAGAGCUGGAGAUGAAUUACAAUGACCUGCAGGAUUCAGGAGUGGAGCAGCUCUGUGCUGGACUGGAGAGUUCACACUGUAAACUGGAGAUUCUCAGAUUGUCUGGAUGUAUGAUCACAGAGGAAGGCUGUUCUUCUCUGGCUUCAGCUCUGAGGUCAAACCCCUCCCACCUGAAAGAACUGGAUCUGACGUACAACCACCCAGGAGAGUCAGGAGUGAAGCUGCUCUCUGCUAGACUGGAGGAUCCCCACUGCAGACUGGACACACUCAGGUUUGAGCACAUGGCGAAGAUCAGAAUCAAACCAGGCCUAAUAAAAUAUGUGUGUGAUCUCACACUGGACCCAAACACAGCACACAGACGUCUCUCUCUGUCUGAGGGGAACAGAAAGGUGACGUGUGUGUGGGAGCAGCAGCAGUCAUAUCCUGAUCAUCCAGAGAGAUUUGAUGUCUUUCCUCAGGUUCUGUGUAGAGAGAGUCUGACUGGACGCUGUUACUGGGAGGUUGAGUGGAGUGGGGGAGGGGCUGAAAUAUCAGUGACAUAUAAAGGAAUCAGCAGGAAAGGAGGCAGUGAUGACUGUAGGUUUGGAUCUAAUAUAAAGUCCUGGAGUCUGAUCUGCUUUAAUAACAGUUACACUGUCUGUCACAAUAAGAAGGAAACUGACAUCUCUGCCCCCUCCAGCUCCAACAGAGUAGGAGUGUAUCUGGACUGGCCUGCCGGCACUCUGUCCUUCUACAGAGUCUCCUCUCACACACACACACUCACACACUUACACACACUCCACUCCACAUUCACUGAGCCCCUCUAUGCAGGGUUUAGGCUUUAUCGCUAUACCUCAGUGUGUGUGUGUGAGCUAGAAUAG
This is a messenger RNA of Electrophorus electricus (electric eel), 5943 nucleotides long. The record is from RefSeq and is a predicted model, not a curated record. NCBI's taxonomy places the organism in Eukaryota, Metazoa, Chordata, Actinopteri, Gymnotiformes, Gymnotidae.